Gasterosteus aculeatus aculeatus (three-spined stickleback) is the source of this 2894-nucleotide messenger RNA. Its product is annotated as putative ATP-dependent RNA helicase DDX17. Lineage: Eukaryota; Metazoa; Chordata; Actinopteri; Perciformes; Gasterosteidae. Gene Ontology annotation, molecular function: RNA helicase activity; nucleic acid binding; ATP binding. The record is from RefSeq and is a predicted model, not a curated record.
GGGAGGCGGGAGUAGUUUCGCAAACGUCGCGUGACGCAUUCGACAUUUGUUUACCGAACAUACGUAUUUGUGCGUAGUUAUCGACCAAUAGACACGUUUUGCUAUCGUGAAUAAUAUUUUCUAACAGCGCACAACGUAAACGAACAGGUGGAAAACGAUCUAAACGUUUUGCUACGUUACAAGUAUCGCGGAUAAUUGUUACUUUGUUUCAACAUGAGAGGGGGAUCCUCCUUUGGCGACCAUGGACGAGACAGGCCACGGUUUGGGGCUAUGAACAGUCGCAGUGGACCCUCACCGAUGAAGUUUGGGAAUCCAGGUGAGCGUCUCCACAAGAAGAAAUGGAACCUGGAUGAGCUGCCCAAAUUUGAGAAGAACUUCUAUGCUGAACACGCUGAGGUCCAACACAUGAGUCAGCUUGACAUGGAAGAGUUUCGCAAAAAGAAGGAGAUCACAGUCAGAGGCACAGGCUGCCCAAAGGCGAUCCCUGCUUUUCACCAGGCGCAGUUUCCUCAGCACGUGACGGAUGUGCUGAGGCAGCAGAACUUCAAUGAGCCAACAGCAAUCCAGUCUCAGGGCUUCCCCGUGGCCCUGAGCGGCAGGGACAUGGUGGGGAUCGCACAGACUGGCUCCGGAAAGACACUGGCUUAUCUCCUUCCUUCAAUUGUACAUAUCAACCACCAGCCUUACCUAGAGAGAGGAGAUGGCCCAAUAUGUCUGGUGUUGGCGCCAACCAGAGAGCUGGCUCAGCAGGUUCAACAGGUUGCAUAUGCGUAUGGCAGGUCUUCCCGUAUCAAAAGCACCUGUGUCUAUGGCGGAGCACCUAAAGGACCACAGCUUCGAGACCUCGAGAGGGGUGUGGAGAUAUGUAUCGCCACACCUGGUCGUCUUAUUGACUUCCUGGAGAGUGGGAAAACUAACCUGCGGCGCUGCACCUACCUGGUGCUGGACGAGGCUGACCGCAUGCUGGACAUGGGCUUUGAGCCACAGAUUCGCAAGAUAGUUGAACAAAUCAGGCCGGAUAGACAGACUCUGAUGUGGAGCGCAACCUGGCCAAAGGAUGUUCGCAAGCUUGCGGAGGACUUCCUGAAGGACCACGUCCAGAUCAACGUUGGCGCUCUGGAGCUCAGCGCCAACCACAACAUCCUGCAGAUAGUUGAUGUCUGCAUGGACAAUGAAAAGGACCAUAAACUUUUUCAACUGAUGGAGGAAAUAAUGGCUGAGAAAGAAAACAAAACCAUCAUCUUUGUGGAGACAAAGAAGCGUUGUGAUGAUCUUACCAAGAGGAUGAGGCGGGAAGGAUGGCCAGCUAUGUGUAUCCAUGGAGACAAGAGCCAGCCAGAAAGAGACUGGGUACUCAUUGAAUUUCGCAGUGGUAAAAAUCCGAUCCUGAUCGCUACCGAUGUGGCCUCACGUGGUCUGGACGUGGAAGAUAUCAAGUUCGUCAUCAACUAUGACUAUCCCAACUCCUCCGAGGAUUAUGUCCACCGUAUUGGACGUACGGCCCGCAGUUCCAACAAGGGAACUGCCUACACCUUUUUUACCCCGGGGAACUUGCGGCAGGCUCGUGACCUCGUCCGGGUUCUGGCAGAGGCCCGGCAGGCCAUCAACCCCAAGCUGCUUCAGUUCGUGGAGUCGGGCCGUGGUCUAGGAGGAGGAGGUGGAGGCGGCGGCAGGAUGCGUUACCGUGGCAGCAGCUCUAACAACACGUACCAGGGGGGAUAUGAUCGCCGCAUGCACGCCGGUGGUGGUGGCGGUGGCGGCGGCGGCAAGGACAGCCACAGCAGCUUCAACCGUGACGGACGCUACAACCAUGAUGGAGACCGCUCCACUUCCUCUUUCAGGGACAGAGGCCAGGAUCACAGGAAUAGCCACAACUCGGGCUCAGACCAGUACCAGAGUUACAGCGGCGGCUACAACUCCCGCAACGGAGGCCAGUCCAGCGGAGGUCAGGAGAAGUCCAGCCAGCUGCAGGGUCAGUUCGGCCAGCCUCCCGCUCCUCCUGCUCUGUCCGGAGGGAUGCCGGCCCUGCUACCUCAGCCGUUCGCAGCACAGCAAACGCUCAUGGGCUUCAUGGGGCAACCGCCGUACCCUUUUGCUGCUCCACCCCCUCCUCCGGGCCUUCCACCUACCAGGAAGUAGAAUUAUGAGCAGGAAGCACUGCGUUUAUUUCUGUUCAAAGGGUCAUUUUAAUUUCACUGUCAACUCUUUCUCUCAAAGAGGGGAUGUGAAAAAGUGUUUGGCUAAGGAGGAAAGGGCUUCUAUCUUUGUUGCACAUUUUCUACUAAACUAAACCUUAAACUUUAACCUUUUUUUUCUUUUUAAGCCCAACCUAAGAGUUUCUGGACUUAAUUUCAUAUAUACACUUUUCAGGGAAUUUAACCUUUUUUCCCCUCAGUCUUCACUUUAGGUCGUUGAUCAGCUGUGUUAAGAUUUGAUGACCAUGAAAACUUGGUCAUCAAUUGAUUAUAUACGUCUCAGUCCAGAGAAAUGUUUCGCUCUGGUUUCAUUAGUGAGGCGUUUUCUUUCCUUUUUUUGUUUAAGCUUUUGAGUAGCAUUACUUAACUAUUGCAUUGAUUUGGGGGUUGUGUUAUUCUAAACAAUGCAACCAAGUUGUGAAUCUUAUUCUAUAGUUUUGAUACCAUGUUAGCACAAUUAUUUUAUUUUUAUUAUUUUUAGUAGUCAGGAUCUUUUAGAUAGAUUUUCUCUUUAGUUGUUCCCGUCCAAGAUAAAACCUGUGUUUCUAUUUACUUGUAACUGUUAACUCCCAUAUUGUUUUAAUAAGCAGGUCAGCUGUUGCAGACCUGUUUUCGGAUGGAUUGUGGACUAAAUUGCACUUUGUUGCUUUGCCUUUUCAUGUAUUUUUUUCUUCCUAAAUAAAAAAAUAGUAUUCUCUA